CGGCAAUUCGCCGCUCGCCGCGCAUGGCUUUUCCUUUUGCCUCAUAACUUAUUCUAACCUACAAAAUUCACUUUCGACUUUCGUCAUCGUUCCGCGAAAUUGCAAACCCCGAAGAGGUUAAGUUGUCGAUUUUUCGACAGGAGUUACGCGGGCAGGAAGUAUUCGACACAUUACCAAUUAAAGGCAACUUAUAAAUAGACGGGAUAUUCCGGUGAACGAUGAACAUGGCUGCAAGCGCAGGCCUUACCCGGCAGGAUAUGAUGAUGCUUGUAGCGAGAUUGACAUGCGUCGCAGCGAUCGGCUUCUUCAGUGUGAGGUGGCUCAUCAGUCAGCUUGAUCCUACCAGGAGUACUAAGCAAAGGGCCAAAAAGAAGGCUCGGGAGCAAUUACGUAAGCUAGCAGAGAGCGACAGAUAUGCACGAUCUUUUGAUAUGGAUCAGUUGACAGAUUAUGAGAUGAUAAUAGCCAAUCAUUUGGUAGAUCCAAAUGAUAUCAAAAUAUCCUGGAACAAUAUUGCUGGUCUUGACAGUGUUAUUCAAGAACUUAAUGAGACAGUCAUACUACCUAUACAGAGGAAGGAAUUGUUUGAAGAUUCACAACUGACUCAAGCGCCUAAGGGAGUAUUGUUGUAUGGCCCGCCAGGUUGCGGCAAAACCAUGAUUGCCAAAGCUACCGCCCGAGAGGUGAAAACACGUUUUAUAAAUCUCGAUGUGAGCAUCCUGACUGAUAAAUGGUACGGAGAAAGUCAAAAGCUGGCCGCUGCCGUAUUUUCGUUAGCUGUGAAAUUACAACCUUGCAUUAUCUUCAUUGAUGAAAUAGAUUCAUUUUUGAGAGCGCGCAAUUCACAAGAUCAUGAAGCUACUGCAAUGAUGAAGGCCCAAUUUAUGUCACUAUGGGACGGCUUGAUAACCGAUCCCGAUUGUACCGUGAUUAUAAUGGGAGCCACUAAUAGGCCACAGGAUUUAGAUAAAGCUAUUUUGCGGCGUAUGCCGGCAACUUUCCAUGUUGGUUUGCCGACUGAGGAACAACGAUUAAAAAUCCUGCAAUUAAUUCUGAAAAACGAACCUAUUGCAGAUAAUGUUGAAAUUACAACAUUAGCGAAACACACAGAAGGCUUUUCCGGAUCAGAUUUGCAAGAACUUUGCCGUAACGCGUCCAUCUAUCGUAUUAGAGAUUACUUAAAUUCGCAGGAUGCAAACAAGUACAAAGACUGUGAAGAUGAGGAAUAUGGUGAAGAGUUUCAUGAUACUGUACGGCCCAUUACGAUGGAAGAUCUGCUCAAGUCUUUCAGAAAAAUGAGAACGUCGAAACUACACACGGGUACACUCAGUGCGCGGCAGCUGGAAUUAGAUUGAAGUAAGAAAUUCAUUUGUUAGCUCGUUUAUGACGGUUUCCUCAAGUCAUAUAUAUAUAUGUUGCAUAGACAUUACGACAACGAUGAAAGUGGAAACUUCUUUCAUCACGAAACUAUACUCUUCAAUACUGUCAGAAGAGUGGUUUUCAUGUCACAAACAUUGAAAAAUUUUUAUGGAGGCAUUAGGAGAUUAAAAUAGUACUAAUAAAAUCUUCAUAAAGUGUUUAUAAUUCCAUAGUAAAAAAGACAUUACAGAAAAAAAUUUUAUAAUGAGAUGAAAUGAAAUUUCUCUCAAUGUAGUGAUAUAAAUGUCUAUGGCGAUAAUCUAUGACAAAAGUAUUUCAUUCAAUUUACUUAUUUCUAAAUUUUAACUUAUUUUAUUGAAUUCUCUUUGUCAUAAAAGAUUCCUCUAUUGUCAUACAGAUAUAUCAGCUUUAACAUGUUCAAAAAUUACAAUACUUAAUAAUUCAAUAAUUUUUAAUUGAAUAAUAAUUCUAAAAUAUAAAUCGUAAAUAUAAUUUCCUUUUUUAUUAUAUAAUCAAAAAAUGUUAAUAUAAAUAUGAUUAAAUAUAUACACCUACAGCUUUUAGUACAUACAUGUCCAAAAUCAAUUGCAUAUGUGAUGAAAUAUAUAAUAGAAUUAAGUUUGUAUAAAAAUAGCAAUCAGAAUAGCAUAAAUUUCCGUUGUUAAUUGUUAAGAGCAAUACAAUUGUGUACCUUUUUAUUUGGUUAUCUAAAUUUGAGUCUUGUGAAGCUGCGUAAUGAAUUGUGUAUCUUCCUGCUGUAAUAUAUUUUUGCAUAUAUAAUAUGCGCUUUUUUUAUUAUAUAUGUAUACAUAUUAUUACAUAUUAUUAUACAAUUUUCUAAAUAGCAUACAUGCAACAUGCAUUUUUAUGUACUUUAUUACAUAAGAAAUUAACUUAUUUUUAAGUUAGACUGUUCUUUAAAAACUGGAAUUGUAAAAUACUAUGUAAAAAAGUAUCAUCUUUUCUGAAAGAGUAUCGAUAUUAAAUCUAAAUUAUAUAUUA
Molecule: messenger RNA, 2382 nt
Organism: Cataglyphis hispanica
Lineage: Eukaryota; Metazoa; Arthropoda; Insecta; Hymenoptera; Formicidae
Product: outer mitochondrial transmembrane helix translocase-like
Exons: 7
Coding region: 219-1355 (378 amino acids)
Cellular component (GO): mitochondrial outer membrane
Molecular function (GO): ATP binding; ATP hydrolysis activity
Source: RefSeq, a predicted model, not a curated record